AUGACUGAAGAAGUAAAAGCUAUAAAUGAGUUUGGUAGGUUGGUGUUGAUCAAGAAGUCUGGGAUAAACAUCUACACGGAGGGCACAAACAUCCACACGGAGGGCACAAACAUCCACACGGAGGGCACAAACAUCCACACAGUGGGCACAAACAUCCACACGGAGGGCACAAACAUCCACACGGAGGGCACAAACAUCUACACGGAGCGGACAAACAUCCACACGGAGGACACAAACAUCCACAAUGGGAGAAACAUCCACAAGGAGCGGACAAACAUCCACACAGUGGGCACAAACAUCCACAAUGGGAGAAACAUCCACACGGAGGGCACAAACAUCCACACGGAGCGGAGAAACAUCUACACGGAGGGCACAAACAUCCACACGGAGGCCACAAAAAUCCACACGGAGGGGACAAACAUCCACACGGAGGGGACAAACAUCCACACAGUGGGCACAAACAUCCACACGGAGGGGACAAACAUCCACACGGAGGGCACAAACAUCCACACAGUGGGCACAAACAUCCACACGGAGGCCACAAACAUCCACAAUGGGAGAAACAUCCACACAGUGGGCACAAACAUCCACACGGAGGCCACAAACAUCCACAAUGGGAGAAACAUCCACACGGAGGCCACAAACAUCCACACGGAGGGGACAAACAUCCACACGGAGGGGACAAACAUCCACACAGUGGGCACAAACAUCCACACGGAGGCCACAAACAUCCACACGGAGGGGACAAACAUCCACACGGAGGGGACAAACAUCCACACAGUGGGCACAAACAUCCACACGGAGGGGACAAACAUCCACACGGAGGGCACAAACAUCCACACAGUGGGCACAAACAUCCACACGGAGGCCACAAACAUCCACAAUGGGAGAAACAUCCACACGGAGGGCACAAACAUCCACACGGAGCGGACAAACAUCCACACGGAGGGCACAAACAUCCACACGGAGGCCACAAACAUCCACACGGAGGGCACAAACAUCCACACGGAGGGCACAAACAUCCACACGGAGGCCACAAACAUCCACACGGAGGCCACAAACAUCCACACGAAGGGCACAAACAUCCAGUGUGUAUAA
Haliotis rufescens (red abalone) is the source of this 1098-nucleotide messenger RNA. RefSeq lists its product as uncharacterized. The record is from RefSeq and is a predicted model, not a curated record. Bases 1 to 1098 code for a protein of 365 amino acids. The transcript is spliced from 2 exons. NCBI's taxonomy places the organism in Eukaryota, Metazoa, Mollusca, Gastropoda, Lepetellida, Haliotidae.